Molecule: messenger RNA, 1459 nt
Organism: Alnus glutinosa
Lineage: Eukaryota; Viridiplantae; Streptophyta; Magnoliopsida; Fagales; Betulaceae
Product: cyclin-A3-4-like
Exons: 8
Coding region: 16-1104 (362 amino acids)
Biological process (GO): mitotic cell cycle phase transition; regulation of cyclin-dependent protein serine/threonine kinase activity
Cellular component (GO): cytoplasm; cyclin-dependent protein kinase holoenzyme complex; nucleus
Molecular function (GO): cyclin-dependent protein serine/threonine kinase regulator activity
Source: RefSeq, a predicted model, not a curated record
ACGCUGUAAUUCCUCAUGGGCGCGCACGAAAACACAGUGCAGGCCACGCGCUCGUCCAAGAAGCGGGCUUCGGCGGUGCUCUCUCAACAACUCUCCACGGCAAAGAAGCGAGUCGUGCUGGGCGAUCUCACCAACUCGUUGAAUCUCGGGUCGUUGCGGGACUCGGAUUUCGGUCCUAACAAACCCAAAUGCACGUUGAAAUGGAAGGAGGAAGAGGAGGAGGAGGAUCAGGAGCCCUCGGAGGAAGAGACUGCGGUGAGCUCCAUGGUUCAUCCCCUGAAGUGCGCUUACUCAAAUUCUAUAUACAAGCAUCUUCAGGCCCAGGAGAUGGAGGUGAGCAGAAGGCCAUUGCCUGGUUACAUGGAGUCGGUUCAAAACGAUGUUGCUCCAUAUAUGCGAGAAAUUCUGUUAGAUUGGUUGGUAGAGGUUGCGGAGGAAUACAAGCUUGUCCCAGACACCCUUUAUCUCACCGCAUCAUAUAUUGACAGAUUCCUCUCUUACCGUGCUGUCGGCAAGAACAAGAUACAGCUACUUGGUGUUUCAUGCAUGCUUAUUGCGUCAAAGUAUGAAGAGAUCAGUCCUCCACAUGUUGAAGACUUUUGCUAUAUGACAGAUAAUACAUACACCAUGGAAGAGGUGGUGGACAUGGAGAGACAUGUGCUUAAAUUCUUGAACUUUGAGAUGGGUACGCCUACAACAAAGACUUUUCUCAGAAUAUUCACGAGAGUUGCUGAAGAGAAUGGCAAAUCAUUAAAGUUGCAAUUUGAACUAUUGGGUUGUUAUCUUGCGGAGCUAAGUUUGUUAGAUUAUAGAUGUGUGCCGUUCUUACCAUCAGUGCUUGCUGCAUCGGCUAUUUUUCUUUCAAGAUUCACGAUCGAACCUGAGAUGCAUCCUUGGAGUUUAGCGCUUCAAUGCUAUUCUGGCUAUAGACCAUCUGACUUGAAGGAAUGUGUCCUUGCCAUUCAUGACUUGCAACUAAAUAGAAAGGAAAGCUCUUUGCAGGCAGUAAGAGAGAAAUACAGGAAGCACAAGUAUAUGUGUGUAUCAACAUUGACUUCUCCCUCGGAAAUUCCUGCAUAUUAUUUUGAGGCCAUCAAUGGAUAGGAAUCCAUGACAUUGUGAAUGAAGUCUACUUUGAAGUCUGAAGUAGUCUUGUCAUAGAGUUUCUUCUAACAGAUUACAAUUUACUUCUCUCUUCCAAUACUGGCAUUUUUGCUGAAUUGGAGGGUGUAAUAAAUCACUUGCUGGUUGAGAGCUGCUCGAUUUGAAGUUGGCAUGUGUUGAAGUGCCUGAAAACUUUGUGCUCUGCAUGUGCAUUGCAUCACAUGUAGAGCCAUUAUUGACCAAUAUUUCAGCUUUAAUGAGCAGCUCCUUUGCUAGUUAUGAAGAUGUGAGCUCAUUUCAUGUAAUCCACAAAAUCAAAGUUCCUCUUUUUGUGAUUCAUUUGUAAUUUGUGAAU